GAGGGCUUUACCACGGCUGCCAUGGGUCUCUCGAGAGAUGGGGUCACCAUGAAGAACGAAGGAAGGCUGUAUCCUAUGCCUUACAACGAGCCACGACUAGAGAUCACUGCGGAGCAUUCCAUUCCAGCGCCGCUGGUCAUCCUGGACACCGACUUCUACAACUACGCCUGCCUCUACUCCUGCAUGGAAAUGGGUGGCAGGUACAUAACCGACAUGGGCUUCGUCUAUUCUCGCAAGCCGCAACUGCACCAGGCCUACCAGGGGAUUUGCGACGAGGCCUUCAGGAAGGCUGGUGUGGACCUCAAGCGGUUCGUCAAGACCUACCAAGGAGACACCUGCACAUAUCCAGAGCGAAGAGUUGAUGGACGGCUGUCGUGGGCUUAAAAUGGAAGCGGACAUGGCGCUCUCCGAUUUCCAUGGGUUUAUUUGUCCAUCUACCAGCAAGAUUCUGUGAAAAUGAACAAACGAAUGUUUCAGGAGAUUAACUGGGUAUGAAUUCGAGUCUGAAUCUAGAUCCAGUAAAUCUUUUUGAUGACUUCGUUCAUUGUUAUUGUCACGGAUGUGCGUUUAAUAGAAAACGGGAGUUUCCCGUUGCUGGUAAAAGAAGGCAAUUGAUGCAGAAUAAUGACGAGGGAUUGCCACCUCCUUGUAAUGCUCUUUUUAUUAUUGUAAUAUUUAGCUUCUAAU
Macrobrachium nipponense is the source of this 687-nucleotide messenger RNA. Its product is annotated as crustacyanin-A1 subunit-like. Lineage: Eukaryota; Metazoa; Arthropoda; Malacostraca; Decapoda; Palaemonidae. The coding region runs from base 22 to 384 and encodes 120 amino acids. The transcript has 2 exons. The record is from RefSeq and is a predicted model, not a curated record.